Molecule: messenger RNA, 2653 nt
Organism: Marmota monax (woodchuck)
Lineage: Eukaryota; Metazoa; Chordata; Mammalia; Rodentia; Sciuridae
Gene: Sebox
Product: SEBOX homeobox
Exons: 3
Coding region: 1310-1882 (190 amino acids)
Molecular function (GO): DNA binding
Source: RefSeq, a predicted model, not a curated record
AUGCUAGGCUUAUUGCCCUCUCUGUGAACCAGAAAAGUUGGGGGCUGAGGAGGGUGUUGGGAGAACUACCCUUCCUCUGAGCUAAGGAGCCUCCAGCAGCCCAGGUAGGCAGGCACUAAACCCCCUGGUCAUGACAGAAGUCACUAAGCCACUCCUCCCUGGGUUUGGCUUGCUUUGAGCCUUGGACUUGACUAGGGUCUUAGGGUUUUGAUGGAGAUAGAAGGGGCAAGAGAAGAGGUAGGGUCACCGGGGUCAUCAUGCUCCUGUAACCCAUCCCUAGGUAGGUGGAUAGGCUUGCCUUCCUUCCAUCCCGUGUUUUUUUUUUGUGUGUGUGUGGUACUGAGGAUUGAGCCAGGGGUGCUCUACACUGAGCUACAUCGCCAGCCCUUCUUGUUUUUUGAGACAGGGCUCCUUAAAGUUGCCCAGGCUGGCCUUGAACUCAAAACCCUCCCUGCCUCAGCUUCCUGAGUAGCUGGGAUCACAGGUGUGCACUACCACAACCUGGAGGAUGGGAGUUUUUUGAAGUUUUUGUCCUGGGUUCGGGGUGGAGGGCAGUGAGGUCAGGAGAGAGAGGGAAGGACUGGAGCUGGAAGGAAAUUCAUAUGUACCCCUUUCUUUUAGCAAACUAACUUUGAAGUCUUCUAAGGAAGAGAGCACUGUUAAAACAUCACCUUUAAACCCUUCAAUUGUACCUGUGAGGCCUCCUCUGGCUCCAGAUUCCUGGGCCCCAGAAAGCCUCAAGGGUCAGCCAGAAAGUGAAACAGCUCUGGUGUGGACCUUUGUUCCCCAGCCCUGCUGAAAGCAUGUGCUCCAGCUCAUUUUGUCCCCUUCAUCCUCAUCUUGUCCAGCUUUACUGCCCAGUCAGUUGUGGGGUAGGCCUCUACCUACUCUUCCCUGAAGGCAGCCAGAACCAGGGCACGGAGGGCUCCAGAAGGGGCAGUUGAAGUCCUGGGAACACUGGAAAAAUAUCAGUGGCCUUCUGGAAGGAGCCCUAGAGGAUUUUCAUGAAGUACAGGACUGCAGGCAGAUUGCCACAGGUUGUUUGGAGAGAGAGGCUGGGACCAGCUUCCUUUGUGAAGCUGGGGAAGGGCAGGGGCCAUCAAACUGGCUCACCCAUACCCCAUCAGCCCAAUCCUAGCCCUGGCCUCCCCUCCCCGCUCUGGGCUUCUCUCACUCUAGCUGGACUUUAAGCCUCUCUCCUGCUGGGGGUGGGGCCAGGCACUCAAACAGCAUAAAACCCCAAACAGAUGGGUCUGGUGUGGGCACAGGCCUGGCGUGGCCCUCUGGCUCCUCGGCCCUUGCCAGCUCCAUGGCCAGCCCUGUGGAAGCAUCUCCAGCAGGCCAUGCCAGUGGGUUGGGUCCCCACCGGAGAAAGAGAAUCACAUUUAGUGUUGGGCAGCUGCUGGAGUUGGAGCGGAUGUUUGCAGCACGACCCUAUCCUGACAUUGGUACCCGUGAACACCUUGCCCAACUCACUCGCCUACCGGAGGCCAAGAUACAGGUGUGGUUCCAGAACCGCCGGGCCAAGAAAAUCAAGAACAGAAAUCCAGGAGGCCUAAGUCCCAGGCCUGAGCCUCCCCAGAGCUGCUAUUCUCUUCCAGAUACCCCCCAGCAGCCCUGGGCACCCCCAACGCUGGUCCAGCCUCCAUCUGCCACCAGCACAGCUCAGUGUACCCCGGUGUGUUCACAGGCCCUGUGUGCAGCUCCCAGCUUGGGUCUAGGUCAGGGCUGGGCAGUGACGAAAGCUGUAGCCCCACGGGGACCUGCUGAGGUCUCAGGGGUCCACCCUUCUUUGGAGCAAGCUACUCCUCAAACCUCAUUGGGCAGCCUAUCUGACCUUAUUUAUGCCUCAGCUGUUGUCACCAAUGCGGACCACUCCUGAUCCAGGUCCAGAAUUUCCAAGACCUCUCCUCUGGCUCUUACGGUCCAUCCAGCCCACUUAGGACUGAACACAUCAGAACUGGAUCCCCUGCCCUCUUAUUUUACAUAAUGGAGAACUCUAAUGGGAAGAGUUUAGUUUCGGGACCCCUCCCUUCCACUUCCAGGCCAGCUCACAUGCAGGUCCUCGGUAGUGACUGCAGCAUGGUACUUGCUACCCAGCACUCUGGACCCUCCUAGGGCAUAUCUAUUGUCCUGACAGUACCAUCAGGAUGAGUUAAGGAGUCAUGUUUCCCAUCUCUCCUGCUAGGACCUGUCCCCAGUUCUCACCACAGAGAUGACCUCCUCCCUCUGAUGGGGCAGCCAUUUGUCUGACCAGGGCCCUUUAGAUCGUUACCUAAAUGCCUGCUAUGCAUGCUAGGGGAAGAGGGCUGCUCCUACUCUUGACUGCUGGAAACCCACCUUUUUAUGGUUCAGGGGCCCCUCAUCUCCUACUACCUGGACAAAUUAAUCAUAACUAUGGACCUGAAGAGAGAGUGAUAUUAAAGUAAUAAAAGUAGAAAAGAAGCCUGGGGCUUAAGUUGAUUUAAUUUUCAAAAAAAUCAGAUUGCCUUCUGACGUGGGGCUGUGGAGACAACCUGACAGAUUUGGGGUUGAGGAGGGUACAGCAGCACUGGGUUUUGGUAUCACUGUCAUCUGUAAUACCAACUAAUCUCCAAAUAAAAUCCAACUCUGUAUUUUAAUCUGGAUUGUUGUAUGUUGCAAAUAAAUGAGG